This is a messenger RNA of Anopheles funestus (African malaria mosquito), 1799 nucleotides long. RefSeq names its product ubiquitin-like modifier-activating enzyme 5 (gene Uba5). The transcript has 3 exons. Gene Ontology annotation, biological process: protein ufmylation. NCBI's taxonomy places the organism in Eukaryota, Metazoa, Arthropoda, Insecta, Diptera, Culicidae. Gene Ontology annotation, cellular component: cytosol; cytoplasm. The record is from RefSeq and is a predicted model, not a curated record. Bases 438 to 1646 code for a protein of 402 amino acids. Gene Ontology annotation, molecular function: UFM1 activating enzyme activity.
GAUCAGAUCAGAAGAAUCGAACAAAUACGGUCUUUGUUUACAAUUUAGAAAUGUCAACUGCGUUUAAAGCUCGAAGCAUUUGUAAAGAACACAAUAUUUACAUGCGGAAAAUUUAUGUUGAUAAAGUGCGUGUGUAAUCGGGGCGCAGCAAAAGGACAGCGGUGGUGGUAGCAUUUGCAGAGCCGGCUUCUGUAUCUAAUCGUCGAUGGCAUCACUGCCACAUCGGAAAGCUUCACACGUCAUACGAAAGCUCACCGUAGGCUAAAGAAAUGUCAGUGUAGAAGCCACGACAGCUGACAAGCAAACGAAAGUUAUUCAGACAAAAUUAAAACUCCUUUCACAUCAGGUAAAAUUGAUGAUUAGGUGUUUGGAAACAGUGUCGUUUUCCUUAGCAUACAUUCGUAGGAUUUAAAAUAACAAAUUUUACAUUCAACGCUAUGGAAAAUCUGAAGCAAAAUGUUGAACGCAGAGAACCUGAUUCGCGAGAUACUGAAAAGGAAUUCAAAAUUGGAAGAGAACGAAUUGAAAAAAUGUCAGCAGAAGUUGUGGAUUCCAACCCGUACAGUCGCUUAAUGGCAUUGCAGCGAAUGGGAAUCGUUAAGGAAUAUGAGAAGAUACGAGAGAAAAGCGUGGCCGUCGUUGGUGUGGGAGGUGUUGGAAGCGUUACAGCGGAUAUGUUGACUCGGUGUGGUAUCGGUAAGCUGAUGCUGUUCGAUUAUGACAAGGUGGAGUUGGCCAACAUGAAUCGACUCUUCUUCACACCGGAUCAAGCGGGACUAUCAAAGGUUGAGGCAGCAGCGAAGACCCUGCAAUUCAUCAACCCUGACGUGGCAAUUACUACGCAUAAUUACAACAUUACGACUGUUGAUAACUUUGAUCAGUUUCUCGAUGCCAUUCGAACAGGUGGUAUUGAAAACGGUGCACCGGUUGAUUUGGUUCUUAGCUGUGUUGAUAAUUUUGAAGCCCGUAUGGCUAUAAAUACGGCCUGUAAUGAACUAAACAUCUACUGGUUCGAAUCGGGUGUGUCCGAAAAUGCUGUUUCUGGUCACAUACAGUUCAUAAGGCCAGGAGAAACGGCAUGCUUUGGCUGCGCACCACCACUAGUUGUAGCGGAAAACAUCGAUGAAAAGACAUUAAAACGCGAAGGUGUAUGUGCUGCUAGUCUACCUACGACCAUGGGCAUUGUGGCAGGGAUGCUAGUACAGAAUACGCUCAAGUACUUGCUACAUUUCGGCGCCGUCUCCGAUUACCUCGGUUACAAUGCAAUGAACGAUUUCUUUCCAAGAAUGAGCCUUAAACCGAACCCAACAUGUGAUGAUCGAUUUUGCAUUCAACGUCAACAGGAAUACCUGGCCAAACCACCAAGUGAUUUGGAUGCCUUAAACGUUGCCGAAACUGAAUCUGAAAGUCCACUGCACGAAGAUAAUCUGUACGGUAUCGAAUUAGUGGCUGAAGAUGACGACACACCGACUAAAAGUAAUGAUAAGGCUCACAGCGUUAAAAGUAACAUUGUUGAAGGUCUGAAACUGGCGUACGACGCGCCUGUUGUAGAGAACACAUCCAAUGUAUCAACUCAGGACGAUGUCAGUCUUGAAGAAUUGAUGGCACAAAUGUCUGGUAUGUGUAAACCUUCCAAUAAUGAAUGAAAUUUAUAUUUUUAUAUCAGUGUUAAUAUUCGGAUGCAGUAUAUUGAAUGCUUAUAGCCAUCAAACGAUGCUUUAUAACAGAAUGCGACGCUAAACGGUUAGUCUGCAUUUCCGCAUUCAAAACUAAUGAAUAAAAUAAUGCAAUUGAUGCAA